CAGUCCAUGUGUGGUUGGCAACACUGCCUGUGAAAGCUUUUUUAGUUUUUAUUUAAGUUUUGUUUAUUAAAACUUGUUUUGUACAAUGUAAAUUUUAUUAAAAAAUUGACUAGGCUGUUUUGCAAGCGUGAUUUAACUAGUUUUUGUAUUUUUAAUUGUCUUCAUUUGUUAGAAAACUGGAUUUAACAAUGUCUAGACCAAGUGCCAGUAAUAUACCAAACAUGGCAUCAAUUAAUGAUGUCAGUGCUUUAUUUCAAACAGCUAAAAAAUAUGAAGAAUUAAAUGUAAUCGGCACAGGUGCAUAUGGAACAGUUUACAAAGCACGUGAUCUUCACAAUGGUGGUCAAAUAGUUGCUAUGAAGAAAGUUAAAGUCGCAUUAACUGAAGAUGGAAUACCAUUAUCAACAUUAAGAGAGAUUGCACUAUUAAGACAAUUGGAGGCAUAUCAACAUCCAAAUAUUGUCAGGUUAAUCGACGUGUGCCAUGGCGGUCAGUCGUUGAAACGUGAAAGUCAGCUGGUACUAUUCCUGGUUUUUGAACAUGUUGAGCAGGAUUUGGAGUCAUAUUUGAAGAAGGCACCUGGACCACUCGGGGAUAAUAAGAUUAGGAGAAUGUCGUAUGAUAUACUGUCAGGGACGGACUUUCUUCAUUCGCAUCGCAUCGUCCAUCGGGAUCUGAAGCCCCACAAUCUUCUGGUGACGUCAUCGGGUUGUGUCAAACUCGCGGAUUUCGGUCUAGCUAAGACAUAUGACACUGAUAUGAAGCUUACUAGCGUGGUGGUCACACUGUGGUAUAGACCGCCGGAAGUGCUUUUAGGUGUUUCGUAUAAUACGGCUGUGGAUGUGUGGUCAUGCGCGUGUGUCCUUGCGCAAUUGCACACGCGUUCGCCUUUGUUACCUGGAACCUGUGAUUCAGAUCAACUGCAUUGUAUUUUCAAAUUAAUAGGCCGGCCGCCAAAACACGAAUGGCCGGAUAAUGUGUCGGUAAUGGCUGAUAGUUUUCCCGACUACCCUCCGUUGGACUUAGGCAUUGUGUUGCAUAGGAUACACCCGCAGGCUCUAGAUCUUAUUCAAAGAAUGCUGGUCUUCAACCCCGCGAAGCGGCUAACAGCACUGGACUGCUUGGAACACCCCUACUUCACCGACGAGCCACUCGACUAAAAUCCAUCAAACAGUAUUUUUAAAUACGUAAGACUCAAACACUACUUAAUCCAAUCUUUGACUGGUAUAUUUUUGUUUGAUUAUUUCACUUCGUAUUUUUGUUUGAUUACUUGAUUUCAUAUUUUUGUUUGAUUAUUUGAUUUCAUAUUUUUGUUUGAUUAUUUGAUUUCGUAUUUUUGUUUGAUUAUUUGACUUCGGAUUUUCGUGUGAUUGUUUGACUGAGGAUGUUUUAGGUUUAGUUUAGGCCUGCUUUCUCUAAAAUUUAAAUGAUUUAUAUCUAAUUUCUUACGGUUGAAUUUAUACAUCAAUUCAAAUCAAUUGUUUCUUUUGACAAAGUGCUCGAUUACUUUUGCGUUUAUAAUUAAACACCAUCUAAGGGGGCGUUCAAGUAUGUAACGUUUUUCUGUAUUGACUCAUUAAAACUAAAAGUUGUCAUUUAUGUGGUGUAUAGUAUCGGAAAGUCGAAAAUAAUAUUGACAAUAAUACAAUCAAUUAAAAGAGCGUGGCUUUAACGUACCCACCAUUAUUGUUCCCUACCUAGUUAUAAUUAGAUUAAAUUGACUAUACUAUUACGUUUAGUAUUAAGACAAAGAAUAAAUACAAUAAUUUUUUCUA
Pieris rapae (cabbage white) is the source of this 1775-nucleotide messenger RNA. It is a transcript of the gene Cdk4, whose product is annotated as cyclin-dependent kinase 6. NCBI's taxonomy places the organism in Eukaryota, Metazoa, Arthropoda, Insecta, Lepidoptera, Pieridae. The record is from RefSeq and is a predicted model, not a curated record. The coding region runs from base 189 to 1160 and encodes 323 amino acids. Gene Ontology annotation, molecular function: cyclin binding; ATP binding; cyclin-dependent protein serine/threonine kinase activity. Gene Ontology annotation, cellular component: cytoplasm; nucleus; cyclin-dependent protein kinase holoenzyme complex. The transcript is spliced from 7 exons. Gene Ontology annotation, biological process: signal transduction; regulation of gene expression; regulation of G2/M transition of mitotic cell cycle.